Gastrolobium bilobum is the source of this 1208-nucleotide messenger RNA. Its product is annotated as protein EXORDIUM-like 2. Lineage: Eukaryota; Viridiplantae; Streptophyta; Magnoliopsida; Fabales; Fabaceae. Bases 40 to 957 code for a protein of 305 amino acids. The record is from RefSeq and is a predicted model, not a curated record. The transcript has a single exon.
UAUACUUGACUAAAAGCUGUUACAACUUUGACCAUAAAAAUGGUGUCUAAUUACCACCCUGCCAUUGUGUGUUGUGGUCUGUUACUACUUGGCCUUGUGAAUGUCAUGCACCCUGCGGUAGGGGUGCUGGUAGAACAGCAGCCGUUGAUUCUCAAGUACCAUAACGGUGAGCUCCUGAAGGGGCGGAUCACCGUUAAUCUGUUAUGGUACGGGAGUUUCACGCCAAUCCAACGAUCAAUAAUCGUCGACUUCAUUAACUCCCUGAGCUCUUCCUCCCCUGGGACCUCACUUCCCUCCGUAGCCACGUGGUGGAACACUACCGAGAAGUACAAGGGAGGAUCCUCUGCACUCGUCGUAGGGAAGCAAAUCCUGCAUCAGGCCUAUUCUCUCGGAAAGGACCUCAAGGGAACGCACCUUCUCGCACUCGCUUCGAGCUUCAACGACCUCUCCGCCAUUCACGUCAUUCUCACCGCCAAGGACGUCGCCGUCGAUGGUUUCUGCACAAGCCGCUGCGGGACCCAUGGUUCGAUCCGACCCGCCAACGGGAAGGCCCGAGUUGCAUAUGUCUGGGUCGGGAACUCCGAGACCCAGUGUCCCGGAAUGUGCGCAUGGCCCUUCCACCAGCCCAUUUACGGCCCACAGACGCCGCCUCUUGUGGCGCCAAACGGCGACGUUGGGGUUGACGGAAUGAUCAUCAACCUGGCAACGCUGUUGGCGGGCACCGUCACUAACCCUUUCAAUAAUGGGUACUUCCAGGGCCCAGCCACGGCGCCGCUGGAGGCAGUUUCCGCCUGCACGGGGGUUUUCGGGAGCGGGGCGUAUCCGGGUAACCCGGGUCGGGUUUUGGUGGAUAAGACAACGGGGGCGAGCUACAAUGCUAACGGCGCGAACGGGAGGAAGUACCUGUUGCCGGCGAUGUGGGACCCACAAACCUCGGCAUGCAAGACGCUCGUGUGAGGUUCACCGAUCAGGGGUUUGGGUUUGGGUUUGGUGAUGACUGAUGAUGAAAAAUGAAGACGGACGAUGGAGGUUGCUGUUUGUGGUUUGAAAAGCUUCUUUUGUCGUUUAGUGUGACGUGUAAAUUCUCUUUCUAUAAAGAAAAGAAUGUUCAAAAUAUGGAAUACGGUAAAUAAUGGAGAAUAUUAUUAUUUUUAUUUAUAUCAUGUAACUUUAUAUUUCUAAAGUUUGAAAAUGAAGAAUUGAGUUAA